Molecule: messenger RNA, 2550 nt
Organism: Seminavis robusta
Lineage: Eukaryota; Bacillariophyta; Bacillariophyceae; Naviculales; Naviculaceae
Source: the annotation of a GenBank genome assembly
AUGUCGUCCAAAGACACGGAAAGCUCAAGUGAGGCAAAGCAAGAAGCGACUCAUACAAGUGUUGAUAAUAAUAUGGAUGCUGAUGAUGAUCAGAAGAAAGCAGAGUCCGGUUUCAUCCAUUCUGAUACUAGUAACAACCUUAAGGUCGAUGAGAUGGAGGCGGCUUGGGAUGUGAAGAACGAUAUUGGAGUGGCCAAGGGACAGAAUCUGAUGAAGCAUGGAGAUGACAACAACAAAGGCAGCAAAACUUGCCUGUUAAAAGAUGGUACUAUCAGCAAGCAGCAGCACGAUGGACUUUUAUUAACAUCCGGGCAUCCAGCAGAAGACCUGACUAGGUUGUUUGAGCACGAAAUCAGUCCACUACCGCAACGGAGGCAACGAGAGGAAUCAUUGCCGGGCGCGUUUGCCAUUGUUGGAGGGAUCCAGCAUGAUCGAAGCCUGACGUUACCCCGUUAUAAUAGCAGCGACGAAAUCGAGGAGUUGGAGGAACAACAACAACAAGGCAAUGACGAAUUAUCCCCGCCUCCGUUGGAAGCCGCGGAAUCUUCGGGGGUGGUCUCCUGGGCCGCCAUUAUUGUUUCGGAUGACUCCUCGACAACCGCAGACGACGAUGUGGAAUUGCAACCCGAGUCGCACUCCGCAACAAGAGACCAGUCACAAUCAGAGCAAGCCCCUUCCCAACAACAACAGCAGCAUCCACUGGAACCCAGUGGUCCGCACAACAUUGUCUUGCUCGAUGAUGAUCAAGUCCGAAAGGACGAUCCUCAAACAUCUUGCACAUCACCCUUGACACAACGACAAAGCAUUCUGGUAUUGAUGCUGACGCUGAUGCUUCUGGUCAUCAUUGUCGUUCUGAUUGUAGUCAUUGUCCUCUUGGGCACUGGGAGCACGGAAGAUCUCUUUUCUUUGUUGCCUCCUCCCGCAACCUCUACGAGCAUGACUCCCACAACGACGCCACCUCCACAACUGUCCAAGCUGGAAGAGAUUCGACAACGGGGAUACCUCAAGUGUUCCUAUCGAUACUUGCCUGGAAUGUUGUUCCGCAACGAAUCGACUGGGAUUGUAUCUGGAUUCAAAUCCGUCGCGUGCACCGCCAUUGCCGCUGCCAUUUGGGGUCCCAACAAUCCGGACUCACGCAUUGAAUACGUGGAAGGAUGGGGCAAUCCGGUCGAUAUAGAUCCAGCGGGUACAACCCAUACGAUGAAGCGAGAUACGCGGAGACAGAACGGACUUGCCUUUGCGGCUCCCUACUUUUACGACGGACUCCGCGUCCUUGGGGAUCCAUUCUUUGUAGCGUGCUUGGAAGACGAAGGCUUUAAGCACGUCGAAGAAUGCGAGGACAUUCGAAUUUGUGUCGGAGAUCAGAGCAGUCACCUGGCAUUUGCUCUUACCGUGCUACCGCGACGAAUGUUGCUUCCACAACAAUCCCAUUUGGAAGUUAUCACUGGCUUUAUUGAACACACAUGCAACGUGUUUCUGUACGAAAAUGUGGGAGAACAGACAAUGCAAGACUUGGGAAUGGAGGAAGGACGGCCGUUUGCCGUGAGUGAUACGAUCUUUGCCAGAGAACCCUUGGCAUGGACCAUCGACGACGGAGAUGCACAGUGGGGCGAUUUCGUCAACAUGAUACUCCAGUCCCUGUUGGUGGCGGAAAAAGAGGGACUCACACGGUCUACUGCCAAGCAAUUUCCAACUACGGAAGUGUUUGGGUCAUCCUAUAGAUUCAUGUUCCAACAUGCGUUGCAAGCCGUUGGAAACUAUGGCGAGAUUCAUGAGCGCUUUUUGGAACCAGUCAUGCCGAGGGCGCCCAUCAAUCAACUGAACAACGGAAGCACUGGUCUGCUGUAUUCCCAUCCCAUUGGAAUGUUCUCGUCGACGACGGCUGACGAGGAAAGUGUGCUGGGACCUCGACUUGAGAACAUUCUCAGCCGCGGGCGCUUGCGUUGCGGGGUACGAUUCGGUCGUCCCGGUUUUGCUGUGCAACACGCUGAUACUACUAGUGUGGGGAUGGACACCGACCUUUGUCGAGCAAUCGCAGCUAGUUUGUUUCAUGGCAACACGGACGCUGUCGAUUUCAUCCAAGUAGACGAGUCUUCUGAUGGAUACAGAGGGCUGCGAGAUGGCGAGUUAGAUGUCUUGGCCGGGGCUACCUGGAACAUGGAAAACGAUGUCCGAGAACCAACCACUGAUCUUGGCUUUGCUUUCAGCCAGCCAUACUUCUAUGGAUACAGUGAACAAGAGGACAACUUUUGCCUUGCUACGAUGCAAGAUGAUCAAGACUUCUCGGCGUACGUUUACUGGGUGGUAUCAGCUAUCGUUUAUGCGGAAGAACAAUCGAUUGGGCAGCUAUCACACAAUGGCAUGCCGCUCAUCCCCAUGUAUGGCAAGAAGAUGCAACGCAUGUUUCGAGAUGCUGUCUUUGGAGUAGGCAACUAUGCAGAGAUCUAUUCAAGAAACGUGGAAGGGGUGAUUCCCAGAUCGGGAAGAAACCUGUUGAAUCCCACCCAACACUCUGGGCCCCAGCACUACCCAAUACCCGGGAUGAUAUGA